AUUGAUAAAAUUAAAGAACAAGAUGAAGCAGAAAUCUACUAUACUGAAGAAGGAGACCAAGAUGAUGACCCCUUAUUCUACAACUCUUGGACUGAUGUUGUUUCUGACAAAAACCCUGCAGUAUAUAUUGCUUUGACUGCUGAAGUUCUUACAACAUCUUCUAGCUGA
Messenger RNA from Racocetra persica, 168 nucleotides. Lineage: Eukaryota; Fungi; Glomeromycota; Glomeromycetes; Diversisporales; Gigasporaceae. The record is from the annotation of a GenBank genome assembly.